Molecule: messenger RNA, 3326 nt
Organism: Brassica napus (rape)
Lineage: Eukaryota; Viridiplantae; Streptophyta; Magnoliopsida; Brassicales; Brassicaceae
Product: protein LONGIFOLIA 2
Exons: 3
Coding region: 584-3220 (878 amino acids)
Biological process (GO): regulation of monopolar cell growth
Source: RefSeq, a predicted model, not a curated record
UCCACUGAGAGAUUAAAUAUAAAAAAUCAUUAUAGGAAAAAGAAAAGAUAAUAUUGUGGAUAUGUUAAGUCUUAACGAGAAGACAGAAGUCACAUGCAGAGGGAGACAUCUAAAGAACAGAGUUUUAACAAACCACAUCCACUUGCCACAACCCCCACCUCUCUUCUCUCUCUCUCUAAUCUCAACAUCGUUUCUAAUUCUAUUAUUCAUCAGAGAAAUGUUUUGUAUUGUUCUCUGAGAGGUAAAAUACAGAGUAGCAUUGGGCAGAGAUUCCUCUGUUCCCUCUGCCUCUUCGUCUUCUUCUUGGCUUAUCUUCUUGGUGUUUGUAAGAUUCUUCAAUGUACAUUUUCUGAAUCUUCUUUGCAAUGGCGUUCACAUUAAGCUUUGUCUGCGCCAGCUUUUUUGGAAUCUAAAUGUUGAUAAAAAGUUAAAACUGUUUUGGAAUUAUAUGAAAAUAUGGAAGAUGCGUCACUCUCGUUAUGGUUCUAUGGUGGUUGGCUGUUGAUGGAGAUAUAACAAAAAAGACUAUAACACACUGUCAAGUUCAGAUUCUCUUCCUCACUAAACUUCUUCAACUAAUCACAUGGCUGCAAAGCUUCUACAUACGUUGGCAGAUGAAAACUCUGAUCUGCAGAAGAAGAUUGGAUGUAUGAAUGGGAUUUUCCAACUCUUUGAUCGCCACAACCAUGUUCGUAAAAGUCUUGCUUUAGGUAAUGCACAUGUCAGUAGUAUCACCUUUGAAAGAGACUCUGCGUUUCAGUUUCAGGACACCAACAUCAUUAAUGCUACGAGCGAGAAACUAACAGAAUCAUCAAGGGUUUCUUUCUCAUCCUCGUGUUCAUCAUCUUCACUGUUGUCAUCUGAGCUCAACAGAGAAGAAACUCAACCUGAAAUAUCACCCUAUGACCGUGUCAUUUUUCCAGAGUCUCCCACGAGUGAUCCAGUGAUGAGCCGAGGAAAAGGGUUUGCCGCACAUAUGGGACUUGAUCUUAGAGAUGUUGUUAGAGACUCUAUGUAUAGAGAAGUCAGAGCGCUUUCUGAAGUUUGUAGACACAAGAGAAGAGAGGAGGAUUCUCCAAGACCUUAUGGUUUGAAGCACUCCACGCCUGUCGAUUUCAACGAAUCAUGCAAGGCUCUAGCCAAACUUAGGACAACAUCUCAGCGUUGUUACAACGAGGUUGACAUGAAAGAUGCAUCUCACAACAAGUUGAAAUCUGGGAAGAAGGUGAAAGAGUCUCCUAAGCUUUCUUUGGACAGUAGAGACCACGUUGAUCUCAAAGCUGGUGAUAGUAGGCUUAGUAGAAGCUCUAGCAUGAACAAACGGCCUCCUAGUGUUGUUGCAAAGCUAAUGGGUUUGGAAACGUUACCCGGUUCUCCAUUGGGCUCACCAAGAAGCUUGGGGAAGGGCAUAGCUUCUUCUUCUUCUUCUUCUUCUUCUCCAAGAUGGAGAAGCUCCGAGUUUGUUAUGAAACCCUUGUCUAGUUUGAGGUUCCCCACUGAGCCAGCUCCAUGGAAGCAAACUGAUAGAAGAAGCCUUAUUAAGAAAAAGCAAGCUUGCAAGCCUGUGUUGCAGUCAAUGGAGAGAAGGUUGAAAGGUGUUGAGUCUAAUCAUCCCAAAAAGGAUCUCAGAGCUCUUAAUGAGAUAUUAGAGGCAAUGCAGACAAAAAGUGUGUUUGGUUCUAGAAAGCAGCCGCAAUGCUCAAACUCAAGAGGUCUACAGAAUCAGGUGAUGCCGCCAUCCACUAUGAGAGGACCUAUUGUGAUUAUAAAACCUGCUAGACUUGUUGAGAGAUCUGGUAUUCCUUCAUCGUCUCUCAUUCCCAUUCACAGUCUAUCUGGUCUUAAUAGAGAAGAAGAAGAAUCUGUGCAUGUUAAAAGAAACUCAUCUAGUAAGAAGGCGGCAAAAGAACUUAGUAUCAGUUCUGGUGAUAGCAAAUCUAGUAGCAGAAACGUGCGGUCUUCUCAGGUUUACAAAGAAAGCACAAGUCCAAGACUGCGUCAUCAGGUGAAGAAGCAUGAGAAUGAAAAGUGUUCUCGGCCACCAACCACUCUAUCUGAUUCAAGCAUAUCAAGAAGACAAACAAACCGACAAGCGGAAGGAUCUACUACUAAUACUCCUGGUGGUAGGCGUAGACCCAGGGCUCAGAGGAGCUUGCAGCAAAAUAAUGACCAACAAUGUAGCACUGAAACAGAAGCCACCAUGAUAAUAAAACAAGCUACUGAAGCAGGUGAUGGAAAGAGUCCAACUGUAGUAGAGACAGCCAAAACCGUAGUCUCUAACUUAAUGCAGAAUAAGUCCAGUCCAAAGUUAAGUGAAGAUGGACUAUCGGAACAUCCAAGUCCAGUUUCUGUUCUCAACGCCUCAAUCUACAGAGAUAUCAAACCAUCUCCUAUGAAAAUACAAGCUACUGAAGGCACUAAGACUGAUCAUGUGACAGGUGGUAAUGGUCUUAUUGACCUGGGUGAUGAACAUUGCGAAGAUGAAGAGCAGUGGAAUCCAGCUUACAGCUUUUCAGAGGCAACAACAACAACCAUCUUUUCGCCAGAGAUAAACCGAAAGAAGCUUCAGAACGUUGAGCAUUUGGUUCAAAAGCUGAAAAGACUAAACUCUAGCCACGACGAAACCAGCCAAGACUACAUUGCAUCGCUAUGCGAGAACAAUGAUCCCAACACCGACAACAGAUACAUAUCCGAGAUUCUGCUAGCCUCGGGUCUUCUCCUCAGAGACUUAAGCUCAGAGUCAACGACGUUUCAGCUGCACCCUUCAGGCCACCCUAUCAACCCUGAGCUAUUCCUCGUUCUUGAACAAACCAAAGGAAGAAGCCGCAGCAGUAGCAGUAAUGAGAAGCUCAACCGCAAACUUGUGUUCGAUGGAGUUAACGAAACGCUCGUGGAGAAGUUACCUUUUAAAGAUCCAUGGAUGAAGAGGAAGGUGUUGAGCGCGCAACAGCUAUUGAAAGAAGUAUGUUCAGAGAUAGAAACAGUGAAAAAGCAAGCCGAGAAAAGAUCAGGUAACUUGUUGUUGUUGGAGGAUCAAGAAGAAGACUUCUUGAAAUGUAUAUUGGAUGAAGAUAUAGCUACUCCAUCUGAGAAAUGGACAGACUUUGAUGAUGUAGUACCUGGUUUAGUGCUUCACUUAGAGAGGCUUCUCUUCAAGGAUUUGGUGAAUGAGAUCGUGCAUGGUGAGAUUGGUCGGCUGCAACUAGUUACUGAUUCAUAAGCUCGUGUUUUUUAUCUCUGUAUUCUAAAUAUAUAAAUAAUACAAAGUCAAAUGUUAUGAAAACAUUACAACUUCUCAAUAUAAAAAAAGGCUAUUUACAACUUCA